AUGUGUGGCAGGUUGCUGUGGCGGCUGCUGGCUGAGGAGGCCAGGUACUCCACCCCGGUGGGGCGCCUCCUCCUUCCUGUGCUCCUGGGAUUCUGCCUCAUGCUGCUGACUGCCAGUGGGCUUGAGCAGAGUGAAUUCGUGUGCCACACCCAGCAGGCUGGCUGCAAGGCCGCCUGCUUCAAUGCCCUUUAUCCCCUCUCCCCGCUGCGCUUCUGGACCUUGCAGGUCAUGUUGGUGGCUGUUCCCAGCGCCCUCUACAUGGGUUUCACCCUGUAUCAUGUGAUCUGGCACUGGGAAGAAUCGGAAAAGGUGAAGAAAGAGGAGGAGACCCUGCCCCAUGAAGAGCAGAGCAGCAGAGAUGCCCCAGGGGCUCAAAGCCCCCUGCUGCUCUGGGCCUACGUGGCAUAGCUGGGAGCUGGACUUGCCCUGGAGAGGGCAGCCCUGGGGUAGCAAUAUCAUCUUUAUGGGUUCCAAAUGCCCAGCAUCUUUGACUGCAAAAUAGAGGCUUGGCCCUCUGUAUUAACCUGUAAUCUGUCCUGCUCUUCUAAGAAGACCAUCUUUAUAAAAAACCAUGUGUUUGGGGUCAAUGGGUUUUGUCUCUUGUUUACUCUUUUGGAGCUUAUGCUUCUGGGUCUGAGAAGAUGGUGUAAGACCCUGGGGAACUUCCCAGCAGAAUCUCUUCUUCCCACCAUACCCUUGCCCUGGACGGUGUAAGAAGCCUUGAGCAGACACUGACCAAUCUGCCAAGCCAGCCUUGCUCCUUCCCAGAGCCCGUGUGC
Molecule: messenger RNA, 779 nt
Organism: Otolemur garnettii (small-eared galago)
Lineage: Eukaryota; Metazoa; Chordata; Mammalia; Primates; Galagidae
Gene: GJC3
Product: gap junction protein gamma 3
Biological process (GO): cell communication
Cellular component (GO): connexin complex
Source: RefSeq, a predicted model, not a curated record